Messenger RNA from Saccostrea echinata, 2174 nucleotides. Its product is annotated as E3 ubiquitin-protein ligase TRIM56-like. Bases 50 to 2056 code for a protein of 668 amino acids. Gene Ontology annotation, cellular component: chromatin; nucleoplasm. The transcript is spliced from 2 exons. The record is from RefSeq and is a predicted model, not a curated record. Gene Ontology annotation, molecular function: zinc ion binding; ubiquitin-protein transferase activity. Lineage: Eukaryota; Metazoa; Mollusca; Bivalvia; Ostreida; Ostreidae. Gene Ontology annotation, biological process: positive regulation of DNA-templated transcription.
AAUCAAAAACGUUUGUUGGUAUAUUUAGAACAAUUCUUACGUCUUACUGAUGAAAAUGGAGUCACUUUCUUCGACUUUAAAGGACGAUUUUCUUACGUGUACAAUUUGUUAUGAGGUUUUUAGCGAACCAAAAACGCUACCCUGCUUGCAUUCUUUCUGUAAAUUUUGCAUUAGUGGUUUUAUUAAAACUAAUGAAUUAAAACCACCUUAUCAUUGCCCAGUUUGCAGGGAAAACUUUGCAUUGGAAGUUGAUGAAAUAAAAACAAAUUUUUGCUUGACAAAUAUGAUUGAUUUAGUUAAAAAAUCUGAUGAACUUUUUUGUUCAUUCUGUAAACUAUUGGAUGAAAAUCGUCCCGCCCUUUUCCAGUGUCUAACUUGUCUGGAUUAUCUUUGUGAAGAAUGUGCAAAAAUGCGUCACUCUUUCACGCGUCAGACGAGAAAUCAUCAAGUUGUUUCCAUGAAAGACAUCAAAACAGGAAAACACGAUAACGAAAUUAGGUUAGCUCAGAAGACAAGAUGUUCUAGUCAUACAGAUGAAAUUUUGCUUUUCUUGUGUACCUCAUGUCAAGCACCUGUUUGCCGUGACUGUCUUAUAUAUAAGCACAGAGAGCAUGGAUUUAAACCCAUCGCGGAUCUUCGUAAAGAAAAGGAACAAAAAAUCAAUGAAAUUAUCGAUCCGCUUAAGAAAAAGCUAGAGGAUCUGCAAAAGUCUAGUGCAGUUUUAUCAGUAGAAAUAAAUAGUUGCGAAGCAAAUGAAAAUGUAAUCGUCCGGGAAAUUGAAGAAAGAUUUUCAGAGGCAAUCGAGAGUUUACGAAGAUCUCAAACAAAAUUGACGGAAGACAUCAGAAAUAAGAUGAAAUUACAGAAAGAUCCUUUGCACAACGCAUUCCAAAAUAUUGAAAAGCAUUGUAAAAGUAUUGAGGAAUCACUAACGUUUUCAGCUAACAUUUCAAAGGGAGGAAGUGAUUUUGAAAUCCUCAAUAUUCUGGAUGAAAUUUAUGACCGUGUACUAAAUCUAAACGAAUCAACUUGCACAAAGACAUCUGAAUGCCUAAAUUUAGAUAUCCCCCAUUUUAAAUUGUUGUGGAAAAAGACUCAACUACUUGAUCCUUCCUUUGAACAAACAGACAUAUUGUCACUAGAAAUUAAAACAAAACGUGCAUCACAGCUGUUCACUACAAACAGAAGCGAAACGAAUGAAAACAAUGCAGGACUGCUGAGGGAUCAUUCGGCUUCAAGUUCACUGAUUACAGACAAGAGAGGCAUAAGCGAUAACUUGAAAAAUGUUAAGAAAAAAAGUAUUCUUAAUUUGAUAAAAAAAUUAAAUUUCAGUGAUAAUGACGACAAAUAUACGCCAGUUUACUCCAGUGUGACCUGGACUCCAGAUGGCCGUGUUGUAGCUAUUGACAAGGAAAACGAAAAGGUAAAGAGUUUAACCCUGUCAUCGAAUAGUCGAAAAUCGAUCAAGUUUCCCCGAGUUCUUUCGAUAUCUUCAAACCUCAAUGGUUUUCUCUGCAGAACACAAAUUGAUUCCCAAAUGUUUAUAAUGAACAGACAGCUAGAAAUUCAAGAACAGCACGAUGGAGUAUCAACCAUAGUUUGUACUUCGCCAAAUGAUAAUGCGUCUAUGUGGAUGACAAGAGACAAGAUAUUUACAAAAAUAAAUGGAAAUCAAACAAAAAUGAUACCAAUUUCUGACGACAGAGAAGAAGUGAAGGCAUUUGGAACACCCACAUAUGCGUGCUAUCUUCCAAAUAAUACUUUUGCAGUUUCUGAUUUUGAUAGAAACUGUGUUUUUCUCAUAAACAAUAGUGGAAAAAUUGUUAGAAAAAUUUUACAUCGUCCGGGGUCAAUCAGUUGCGACAGUGUAGGAAAUAUGUUUAUUGCAGACUUUCUAAACAAUUCUAUUUCAGUGUUUGAUGUAAAUGGAUUGUGUUUGUCAAUUUGUGACAUUGGGAUGUGGCAGACAGCACCGAGGUGCAUUUCUGUAUUUAAAAAUAGAAUGCUAGUUGCAGGUGAUAAUCAGAUAAUCAUGUAUGCUGUUCAAAAUCAUUGAAUGGAAUCUUUCCAUGAAUUGUGGGGAGAUUAAAUAUUCACAAAUGACAACAAAUCAAGAUUUACUGAUGUACAUUUUAUUUGUUUUUGUACGUAUAUAUUAAACAAUUCAUGAUAUA